UGAUAUCUUCGAACGUUUCUUUAGUUAAUUGAGUUAGAAUUAACAAUAUAUAUCAUAUAUAAUAUAACGAUACAAACCCCAGUAAUUAUUAUAAAAUGAAGAAUAAGUAUAAUAAUAUUUGUGUUGGGAUUUUGACGGUAUUAUUGAUAGCAACUGUAAUUUUUGUGGCAGUUUUUUUGACUGUGCAUUUAAACAGCGAUAAUAAAAUUAAAGGAGGACCUAAAAUAUUAAUAGAUCACGACGGUGGAGCUGAUGAUGCCAUGGCCAUAUUUAUUGCACUAUUAUACGAACAAUACUUUGAUGGGCCUGCUGUGGUCGCGUUGACCACCACUUUCGGCAACGUCAACGAAACUCAAUCUUUUAUUAAUAGUCAAAGGAUAUUAAAUAUUAUUAAUAGAAUAGAUGUGCCAAUAUAUAGAGGAUCGAUCCAUCCAUUGAUUUCUGGUAUACAGAGUGAUUAUUACUUUGGUAACGACGGCUUAGGGGAUAUUGAACAUGAAUAUUUUACAGAAAUAAACUCUCAAAGAGAACACGCUGUAUCAGCACUUAUUGAACUGUCGAAAUUAUAUGAAGGUGAUCUCACAGUUGUAGCUAUCGGUUCUAUGACAAAUAUAGCUCUAGCAAUCAAAGUAGACCCUGGUUUCAUUGGCAGACUGUCUCAUCUCUAUGUCGGUGCUGGAAAUGUUUAUAGUGAAAAUGAAACCGAAGCAGAGUUUAACGCAGCAAUGGAUCCGGAAUCUUAUUAUAUUAUAACAGAUAAUCCUGAUCCAGAGAAGGUCACUGUAGUACCAUUCUCAGAAAUACUAACAUCGCUUGCAACGAGUAUGGAAUGGCGUGAAAAAGUAUUAGGUGCAAUUCCAACCAAGACCAUUCAAAUACUUAAUCGGUACGAGACAAUAGCUUUAGAGCAGAGUACUUACUGGGCCAUGUUGGAUCCUGCCGUCAUGGCGAUUGCAUUGAACAGCAGCUUAGUAGAAGAAAUUAAAUACUCGAACAACAGUAUUGUAUUAUGUGGUAAAGACAGAGGAAUUAAUACUAAUGAAUAUCAUACAACUUCGGUUAACGGGACUAUCCAGUUAGUGUAUUCAUCCAAUAAAGAAGUAUACCAAGCAUUUCUAGUCGACGUUUUCUCAGCUGAACUUAAUACAAGAUAAUAUAAAUUUAUAUUUUACUCAUACCUAGAAAAUAAAAGUAAACAGAGUGAUAAAGUUAAAUUUUAUUU
This is a messenger RNA of Achroia grisella, 1222 nucleotides long. Its product is annotated as inosine-uridine preferring nucleoside hydrolase-like. The record is from RefSeq and is a predicted model, not a curated record. Bases 96 to 1154 code for a protein of 352 amino acids. Gene Ontology annotation, molecular function: hydrolase activity, hydrolyzing N-glycosyl compounds. The transcript is spliced from 8 exons. Lineage: Eukaryota; Metazoa; Arthropoda; Insecta; Lepidoptera; Pyralidae.